AUGUCUACUCCAGCUAUUCAAGGGAGAAGAAUCGCAAUAAUCGGCGCCAGCGGCCAACUGGGGAAGCCGACCGUCCAAGCACUUCUAGGACUGGGAGCCCAUACCGUCACCGCCAUCCAGCGCCUGGACGCCACAAGUACCUUUCCUGCAGCGGUUGAAGUCAAGAAGGGGAAUCUGGACGACGAAAAUUUCCUCGCUGCUGCACUACAAGGCCAGGAUGCGGUUGUUUUGAUGCCGCCCUUACCACAGCUGAUCCAGAUCCAAGAGCCAGCCAUCCGAGCGGCUGCGAAGGCCAGAGUGCCUUAUAUCUUCCCUUCCGAGUUCGGUCCGGACCCGUUUGCCGGACAGCUUCUGGAAGAAAACGAACUCCUUGUCACGAAGAAGAGAGUUCGUGACCUGGUCGAAGAACUCGGGGUGAGCAACUGGGUUUCUGUCGUGGUAGGCCCCUGGUUGGAGUUCGGUCUUUCGACGGGCCUGUGGGGGGUCGACGCAAAGGCUCGCAAGGCAACGCUCUGGAAAGGCGCCGAGGGCAAAGCCAGCGUCGCGACUGUCGCACACACUGCCGAAGCCCUUGCUGCGACUCUGAGCCUGCCAGAGGCGGAUUUGGCAAAAUACAAAAACAACGCUGUGUACGCCGCGUCAUUCAGCCUGACGCAGCGGGAGAUACUCGACGCCGUCCAGCGCGCAGAUGGCACGACAGAUGCAGAUUGGGACAUCCAGAUUCGAGAUCUGAACGACGUUGCCAGGGACUACGAAGAGAAAAUCAAGGCAGGUGACAGUGUGGCUCCGUAUGAGAAGUUCUAUGUCACACACUUCAUCGAGGGGCACGGUGGGGACUUCAGUGACAAGAUCGAUGCCACAGAGCUGGAGAAACUGGGACGGCUAGGACUCCAUACCGAGGAUCUCCAAGAGGUAGUAAAGGCUUUCAUCUAG
Molecule: messenger RNA, 933 nt
Organism: Exophiala spinifera
Lineage: Eukaryota; Fungi; Ascomycota; Eurotiomycetes; Chaetothyriales; Herpotrichiellaceae
Exons: 1
Coding region: 1-933 (310 amino acids)
Source: RefSeq, a predicted model, not a curated record